Lathyrus sativus (Indian pea) is the source of this 819-nucleotide messenger RNA. NCBI's taxonomy places the organism in Eukaryota, Viridiplantae, Streptophyta, Magnoliopsida, Fabales, Fabaceae. The record is from the annotation of a GenBank genome assembly.
AUGUGGAGGGCACCUCGAUUUUGUUAUCUCGUUACUAGAUUGAGUGAAGUGAACAUAAGUGAUGUCAAUCGAUGUUACAGUCAAAUGUUGUCCCAACCAUCUUAUUCGCAAACCAAAUCUGAAUCUGUUCCUUCCGACCAAAAAGGCAGCGGUAGAGAGAAACCAAAGCAUUACAUUGGGGAAAAUGUAUCUAGAAAAGAUAGAACCAAGUUUCUUCUCACCACACUUCGAGAUAUCGAUGAUAGUAAGGAGGCUAUUUAUGGUGCUCUUGAUGCAUGGGUUGCUUGGGAGCAAAAUUUUCCAAUUGGUGCAUUGAGAAAUAUAUUGAUUAGUCUUGAGAAGGAACAACAGUGGCAUAGGAUUGUUCAGGUAAUUAAAUGGAUGUUGAGCAAGGGUCAAGGGACGACGAUGGGAACAUAUGGUCAAUUGAUUCGAGCUUUAGACAUGGAUCAUAGAGUUGGAGAAGCACACAAGUUCUGGGAAAUGAAAAUUGGCACUGAUUUGCAUUCUGUUCCUUGGCAGAUGUGCCAUCUUAUGAUAUCAGUAUAUUAUCGAAACAAUAUGCUGGAUGAACUUGUUAGGCUUUUCAAGGGACUGGAAGCUUUUGAUCGUAAACCUCGGGACAAAUUAAUCAUUAAGAAAGUGGCAAAUGCUUAUGAUAUGUUAGGCUUGGUUGAAGAGAAAGAGAGGAUACUGGAAAAAUAUAAUCAUCUUCUCAUAGAAGGACCAAGACCAACGAGGAAAGGUGGAAGGAAAUCGAGCGCAAAAAAGAAUAAAGAGCAGCCUAAUGAAUCUAAAAAGGACUCUGAGGAAAAAUAG